Molecule: messenger RNA, 1182 nt
Organism: Beauveria bassiana ARSEF 2860
Lineage: Eukaryota; Fungi; Ascomycota; Sordariomycetes; Hypocreales; Cordycipitaceae
Exons: 4
Coding region: 1-1182 (393 amino acids)
Source: RefSeq, a predicted model, not a curated record
AUGGCAACCGCUAGCCUAUACGUGCCGCACGAAAUUAUAGAGCAGUGCGGGUUUGUUGAUAGGUCAGAGGCGCAAGCCACUUUUGCGUCGAGAGCCACUCUACUCUGCGACUUUGGUGUCGAGAGCGAUGCUCUGCCGUUGAUUCAAGGAUCGAUUCUCAUGACCAGAGUUCUCGCCGAGCAGCCUACGGACAAGGACUCCAACUACUGGCUCUAUAAUGCCCUUCGACUCGCCACCAAGCUUGAACUCUACAGCCAUCUUCCAGCUAUGGAGACGCCGACGACGAGCGCCUGGAGCACGGAGCCAAUACCGCCAGAGUAUCGAGACAUUGUGCCUCCAACCACUGGCCAGCAAAAAGCCUUGUUUAUAGCCAUUUGCAAAUUGGCAAAAAUCUAUGGCGUAGUAGUGUCCAAGAUUGCUCAGGAUCCAUGCCUUGAUCUUGCGUCGUUGAUGCGACCGUUGAAUGCCUGGCGCACAUCACUCGCCACACAAUUACAGCUUGGCGACCAGUCACCAAAUAGCAACAUUCACUACUUGGAACUACUAGGCACCAGCUACAGAUACGAAGCCACAUCAUGUCGCUUGAUCCAGCGGCAGCUUCGGUGCGUGGAUGCGCCAAAAAGCAACGCUGCGAAGCAGAGACUCCGGUCUGCCAUGCUCGAGCUCGACGGCGUAACCGCAAGACUCCUAGCCAACGGCAUGAUGAGUGAGCUCAUAAUUCCAAUGAUGACGGCUGUGCCGGCAUUGCUGGCGCUACACCUCGAAGCUGCUCUGGACCCUUCAGAGUCGGAACUGGUCCGUUCCAUGUCUCGCAUAUCCAUUAGCCAGGCCAUGCUGGCGCUGUACCAGUUGCGCGAGAUACCGGCCGUCAAGAAGGCGAUUCCGCUCUUUGAGCUGAUACUCUCGCGAAAGAAGCUCUACGAUGGUAGUGGGGGGCCCGCAGACGACGACGACGACGCCGACGACGACGACGACGACGACGCACCGCAAGUAUGCAGCCCGCCCGAGUCGCCGUGGGAGGAGGCCGCCGGUACGGUGAUGGUGCCGCCGCGGCUGCGGCCAAAUGCGGAGCUGGCAGACGUGCCGGGGGAAUACUUUGAUUCCUUUGUUCGGGAUUUCCUGGAGUACGACGCAGUGGGUAAAUGGGAUUUCGAGCAGGUGGACUUGUUGCGUCUAGCCUAG